Molecule: messenger RNA, 291 nt
Organism: Diaporthe amygdali
Lineage: Eukaryota; Fungi; Ascomycota; Sordariomycetes; Diaporthales; Diaporthaceae
Exons: 2
Coding region: 1-291 (96 amino acids)
Source: RefSeq, a predicted model, not a curated record
AUGAACACUACUUUGACCAGACAGUAUAGCCAUAUCCGCCACGAAACAAUCCGCGGGUUAUCGUCAUCGGGAGGGAAGGCGAAGAAGGUUGAGCUGAACAAUGUGGCUGUGACAGUGCCUGGCAAGAAGAUCGUUGUCGCCCAGACGAUAAUGCGCAUGUCGCUGUUAUCUCGUUGUGCAAGAAAGGGAGAUGGUCUUCAUCGCGGCGUUGUCUUGGUAGCUGAUCUCGGCGAUGCGAUGGGAAUCCUUGGCCAUGUUGUGGUUGAGGCGUUUAUCCCGCUGUCCGAUUAG